Molecule: messenger RNA, 1026 nt
Organism: Symbiodinium necroappetens
Lineage: Eukaryota; Dinophyceae; Suessiales; Symbiodiniaceae
Source: the annotation of a GenBank genome assembly
AUGUCUUCCGAAGAGAUCCGGCUUGCUCAGAAGUGGUACGAUCAGGAAUCGUUGGCGCCGUCGCAAAUAGCUCAACGUCUUGGCCGUGACAAGUCUGUCAUCACCCGCCUCCUCGUCAAGCAAGUUCCUCGUAAGAAGCAGGGCCGUCGACAGCUCCUAACCGAGCCUCAAGUCGAUCAGCUUCUACGUCGCCUGCACCAGAUGAUCGUCUCCGCCGAUGCGAAGUACCACGUGACAGUGCAGAUGUUGCGCAAAGCCACCAAAACCAAGGCCAGCGAGCGCAUCAUCUUGGAGGCCUUGCAUCGUCGCGGGGUCUACUUUCGGAAACUUCGUGAGAAACCCUUGCUGACUGCAGAAGACAUCCGAGCUCGCUUCGCCUUCGCCAAGCGCUACAAGGACAAGUCUGCGUCAUGGUGGAAUUGCAACGUCCAUGCAUUUCUUGAUGGAAAGCACUUCAAAACCUACCUGACGUCGGCUGCCAGGAAGAUGGCGGCCCAGCAUCGAACCUUCGGUGCCUACCGUGCUCCUGGACGCGGCUUGAGUGGUGGCUACGUCAAGCCAAAGAAGGGUCUGGCCGCAAGCACAGGCUCGAAGAGCUGCUUGGUCAUGGGCGCCAUCGGGAAGGGUAGAGUGCUGCUGUGGCAUGUCGUUCCCUCCGGCCGAUGGACUGGACAGGCUGCUCAUGCCGUGCUGGAGGACAACGACCCUACCGGCUUCCAGUCCAACAAGGGCAAGAUGGCGAAGUGUGAGAGCGGCAUUUCCACCUUUGCAAUACCUAAAAGAUCCCCCGACCUGAACCCCAUGGAUUUCUGUAUCUGGUCGGAGAUCAACCGGCGCCUCAGGCGCCAAGAGGCCAAGUGGUCAGCCGCAAAGCGGGAAACCCGGCCUCAGUACCUGGCACGCUUGCGUCGUACAGCUCGCAAGCUGCCAGAGUCCCUCAUCACGAGUGCCAUUGGUGACAUGAAACGUCGUUGCCAGAGACUGUUUGAAGCCAAAGGCCACUUUUUUGAAGAAGGUGGAGCUUGA